AUGAGGGCUGUGCGAUUUUAUGGAAAGGAGGAUGUCCGCAUCGUGGAUGACGUCGACGUUCCUGUCACGAGAGAGGGACAGGUGCGCAUACGACCCGCUUUCGUUGGUAUCUGCGGCACAGAUGUGCAUGAGUACAGCAGAGGCGCCACGCUGAUUCCCGAAAGCGAGCAUGCUCUCACCGGACGGUCUGUUCCAUUGACGCUCGGCCAUGAGAUCAGUGGCGUGGUAGAUGAGGUCGGAGCAGGUGUCAGCCAUGUUCAGGCUGGUGAUCGAGUGGCGAUUCAGCCCAUCAUCUCAGACGGCACUUGCUACGCAUGUCAGCUCGACCGUCCGAACUGUUGUGCCCAACAAGGCUUCUACGGUCUCAGCGCUGAUGGCGGUCUUGCCGAAUAUCUGGUCGUGGAUGCAUCGAAUGCAAGGAAAUUGCCGGCCGGGGUUACACUGGCUGUCGCAGCGCUCGUAGAGCCAUUAUCUGUAGCUUGGCACGCGGUGCGGCGCAGCGUCACAAAAGACACCUCCUCUGUCCUGGUGGUCGGGGCGGGACCUAUCGGACUCUGCAUUGUGCAAGCACUGAAAGCCCGCCGCGUACGCAACAUCAUCGUUGCUGACACGAACUCCGAGCGUCGGAAUGCUGCAAUCACAGCUGGUGCACACCACUUCGUCGAUGCUUUGCGUGUCAACGUUGAGAGGGCUUGUGCAAAACUUUGCAGCGAGAGCAGUGGAGUUCACGUGGCAUUUGAUACUGCAGGAAAGCAAGUGACCCUGGACCAGUGCGUCGCCGCUCUCUGUGUUGGGGGCACGGUAGUGAAUGUCGCUGUGUGGGGAAGCUCGGCGACAAUCAUGCCCAACUCCUUCUUGCUCAGCGAGAAGCAAUAUAUGGGAACAUCGGUGUACACCAGAGAAGACUUCGACGAAGUUAUCGAAGCCAUCGCAUCAGGUCUGAUGAAUCCGGAGUUUCUCAUCACCUCACGCAUUGCCAUGACAGAGGUAGUGUCUCGGGGCAUUCUCAAGAUGCUUCACACACCAGGUUCGGAUUUGAAGACUCUCGUCGACCUAACGAUGCGAGGGCGACUUUGA
Messenger RNA from Cercospora beticola, 1077 nucleotides. RefSeq names its product 2,3-butanediol dehydrogenase. The record is from RefSeq and is a predicted model, not a curated record. Gene Ontology annotation, biological process: butanediol biosynthetic process. Gene Ontology annotation, molecular function: zinc ion binding; (R,R)-butanediol dehydrogenase activity. Gene Ontology annotation, cellular component: cytoplasm. Lineage: Eukaryota; Fungi; Ascomycota; Dothideomycetes; Mycosphaerellales; Mycosphaerellaceae.